Molecule: messenger RNA, 4667 nt
Organism: Cherax quadricarinatus
Lineage: Eukaryota; Metazoa; Arthropoda; Malacostraca; Decapoda; Parastacidae
Gene: wds
Product: WD repeat-containing protein wds
Biological process (GO): transcription initiation at RNA polymerase II promoter
Cellular component (GO): transcription factor TFIID complex
Molecular function (GO): protein binding; RNA polymerase II general transcription initiation factor activity
Source: RefSeq, a predicted model, not a curated record
UGGCAGUGUUUGUGUUUAGUGUAAAUAUUGUGUAGGUGCUGCUGGAGCUCCACCACCACGCUUAUUAUACCUAGUAUUACCAUAAUACACAGUACAGUUGACGGUGGUACAGCAGCAGCUGAUGGUGGUACAGCAGCAGCUGAUGGUGGUGCAGCAGCAGUAGCUGACAGCGGUACAGCAGCAGCUGACGGUGGUGCAGCAGCAGCUGACCAUGAUAUGUUGUAGAUGUUGGCUGAUUUGUUAGGCUUUAUAAUACAAUAGUUCAUCAUGUCUGAAGAACAGAGAGGCAACGACAACAGUUCUAAUACAAAGCCAGCCAGUCAUACUUUAAAACCUAACUACAUGCUGAAAUACACACUCUCUGGGCACUCAAAGGCAGUUUCAUCAGUAAAAUUCAGUCCGACGGGAGACUGGCUAGCAAGCUCUUCUGCUGACAAAGUUAUUAAGAUAUGGGGUGCCUAUGAUGGUAAAUUUGAGAAAACAUUAUCGGGGCAUAAACUGGGUAUUAGUGAUGUUGCCUGGUCACACGACAGCAGACUCCUCGUGUCUGCAUCAGAUGACAAGACACUCAAAAUAUGGGAACUUACCUCAGGCAAAUGUGUCAAAACUCUUAAAGGACAUAGCAACUAUGUGUUUUGUUGCAAUUUCAACCCACAAUCUAACCUGAUUGUUUCAGGCUCUUUUGACGAAAGUGUGCGCAUAUGGGAUGUUAAAACUGGGAAAUGUCUAAAGACUUUACCGGCUCACUCGGAUCCAGUCAGUGCUGUCAACUUUAACCGAGACGGAACCCUUAUUGUGUCAAGCAGCUACGAUGGCCUUUGUCGAAUCUGGGACACGACUUCUGGGCAGUGUCUCAAAACACUGAUCGAUGAUGAUAAUCCUCCAGUUUCCUUCGUUAAGUUCUCUCCUAAUGGGAAAUACAUUUUAGCUGCCACACUUGACAACACCUUAAAGCUGUGGGAUUACAGUAAAGGAAAAUGCCUUAAGACAUAUACAGGCCACAAAAAUGAAAAAUAUUGCAUCUUUGCUAAUUUUUCGGUAACUGGUGGUAAGUGGAUUGUAUCAGGAUCUGAAGACAAUUUUAUUUACAUCUGGAAUCUUCAAACCAAAGAAAUUGUUCAAAAAUUAGAAGGACACUCAGAUGUUGUAUUAUGCACAGCAUGUCAUCCAACACAAAACAUCAUCGCAUCUGGAGCACUUGAGAAUGAUAAAACUAUUAAGUUGUGGAAAAGUGAUACUUAAAAGCAAGCAAGCCUCAUGCAACAUAAGAAGGCAUCUCCAGAUAUAAAUUAUCCUGUGACAAAUAGAAACUGAUACACGUUUUUUUUUUUUUUUUUUUUUUUUUUUUUUUUUUUUUUUUUAUUAUUAUUAUUAUUAUUACUGUGUUAUGGCUGUAAAUAGAAGAGUGUUACUUCUCUAGCAAUUUCAUAUUCCUUUAAGAUUAUGAAAUUACUGAUGAAUAUUUUAAGUUCAGUGAUGGAAUAAUUCAGGUACAUUCUGCAAGAUCACUAUUGAGUUAAAUAUUAAUAUGCGUGUUGAGUGUUUGUGUAUAUAACUCGCUGAACAGAGUUAUGUAUGUCAGACGUGUUGUGUAUGUAUAUACCAUAUAUAUAUUACAACAGAAUGGUAGCAGAUAUGAAAAUUCAGUUUACUGCAAAUGAUAGCUGGACUAAUAGUUUUCAUACAGCUUCAUGGUUGUCUAACAUAAGGAAGCUUACCAUGUUCACCUCUUAUGUCUCGUAACACUGCUAAGUGAUACUCCAGCUCAUUCUAUAUACAUGUAUUGGCUAACAUCUCUUGUGUGACUUUUCUGAUGCCAACAUUUAUUCUAGUAUGGAGUGCUUUAGUGCCAGCUACUGGUAUCUGGAAAACAAGAAAAAGUCUGAGGGCAUGAUUUUAAUGAAGGUGGAUGGGGAAGGGGGGGUUAUUCAGCGGGACAGUGACUCUCGGUCCAUCUACCAGGAAACCUCACGUUUAAAUAAUUAUGCUAUCACAUGCAGAGAACUACAUUUUCUUAUCUUUUACCAGACUGUUAUAAUAAAAUCUUGAAAACAGAAAAAGACUGUGAACUGGCAUUUCACAAUGUGGUGGAGAUUACAAUGUGUGUAAGGACUACUAGACACUAGUCCCACAACUAUAAUGAGAGUGCCAGUUAGUUAAACCACUUGGUUGAGAACUUUCAAAAACCUUCCAAUUAUUUUUUCCAGUGUUUCUUGAUAGUACUUAUUUCUGUAUUUUUUUUUUUUUUUUUCACAGAUGGUUGUUGCAAUCAUUGCCCUAUAACCAUGUGUCAUAAGAGGUGAUGGGAAUGCAGCACACAAGAGGCGGGUUAUAUUAUCUCUCUUUAUACAUAUACCAAGAAGAAAAAGAUUUAAGUUUUGAAGAUAGGUAGUCUUGAGUUUACUUAGAUGUAUGUACAUUAGCAUGGAUGUUAAGAAAAUUGAUUACAAGGAUUGUUUGGUGUAAAAUAAAUAUGGUAUGCAAAAAGUGAGUUAUAAUAAGUGUUAUGUUUGUAUAGAGAAAAAAUAUUCUGAAAGAUAUUAAGUGAAUGUUUAGGAAAUUUGGAGCCAAAAGAGAGAACAGUUGUUAUGGAAGACCUUAAUACUGUCAGGGGAGACUUGUAGAGGGCAUAGUAAGAAAAUUUUUUGGAGUGCCAGAGGCAGAAUGGCAUUGGAAAAUCUAAUUGAGUUGGGUUUAACAGAAGUUUUAUAAUAAGCAGUAUACAUUUCAAACAAAACAAAGUGCUGCAUAUAAGUGCAUGAAAAUACAUGCAUUUAGAGGAGUGACUUGAGUGUCUGAUCAGUAUUUAGCAGUAGCUAGAGGAAGAGAAAGGUGGCAUACAAGGAAAAUGGUGUCAGAAGGUAGAAGAUAAGUGAAAUUGAAAAUAUUAAAGAAUAUGAUGAUUAGUUAGAGGUAUGAGAAACUGUUGGAAGAAAGAUUCUUGAGUGAUGAGAGAAGUGAUUAGGGGGCAGUGUUAUGUGGAUUGACAAAUGCAGUGCUAGUGUGUGCAGCAGAUGUUUGUGGUUAUAAAUGGGCAGUACAGGAUACUGCAAUUAUUGCUGGAGUCAUUAGGGGAAGAAAAUGUUAAUAACUACUGAAAUUUCCCAAAACAUUAUAUAAUUAUCAAAGAUCAACUAUAAGAUAUCUAACUGUAUCAGACUCAGUAUCUCUUAAGACCAUGCAUACCAUUCACGUAUAAUGCAAUCCCAUUCACUAAAGACAUUAAAUAACCACAGUGACGUCAAUCAACUCUGUCCACUUUUACUGAAAAAUACUUUUCUUCACUUCUACAUACCAUAACCCGAGCUCACUAUUCUCAUAAAAACUCUACAGCUUUCAAAAACUUAACACCUACUUCAUACAUUUAAAUCAUUAUCCACAUCACUCUCCUUUCCUAUUCUUUUCCUUAUCAAGGUACUAACCACUUAUAUCCUUCACUGCAAACAUUUGAUAUGUACACACACGCACAUGAAAGUAAAUAAAUCUUUGUAUACAUAUCUAUACAGAUAGAUAUAGUGUCAAACUUCAAGUCUCGAACUUGCUGAUUUAUUCAGCAUGUUUCAUCUUGCAAGAUGUCUGUAUUUUAUUGGUUGUAAAUAAUUAUAAUUAAAGUUAGACGACUAAUUUAUAUUCAAAUUUUAGAAACAUUGGGCAACAUUAUCAAGUUAGAUUUGAUAAAAAAAUUCAAAAUUUUUAGUGCAAUAUAAUACAAUUUUUCUAUCAGUCCAUAGCAAACUCUUCUCUAACACAAUCAGACAUGCCUGUUGAAUGUUUUAACCAUUAAUCUACCUGUCUCGCUCUUGCCAUACUAAAUGACUAAACCAAAUCAUCACCAUUUCCACUUUUUUGAAUUAUCCUUAUUCCUUAACUAAUUUUUUCACUUUUAGUCUGCAUAAUAUUCACACUACAUACACAUUGAUCUCAAUAUGACAUUUCCACUGUCACCGGCCUUCUCUUUGCUGCAACACUCAUUAACUAUUCCUCAGGGGAGACCUGGUCAAGGACUGGGUUAUGGGGACAUUGAACCCCAUGGUCUAUACUCAUACAUUUUUUCAUCCACAGAUUCUUCAAGAUUAGUGUUGAGGAAUCUGUAUGUCUCAUCCACAGAUUCCUCAACACUAGUGUUGAGGAAUCUGUGGAUGAGAUAUACAUGGUCAUCUAAGCACUGUUGCUUAGAUGACCAUUGAGAACCCUCUCAAGUGAAGGGAGAAAAGUGAUGCGGAUGAGAAUGAUGAGACAGGUGGGGAUGGGGAAUAAAGUUAGUGUCACUUUUUUAAUCUAGCAGCUCCAAGUUUGAUGUGAUAGUAGGGUGAUCAACACAGAGACACUGGUGUGAGUAUUGUUAUUGUAGGAAGAAACUCGCACACUAUCCUCAUACCUCUGCAACUACUCUCUUUGUUGAUAGUAAAGGUCUUGCUCUAAUUUUUUUAUUGAAUUUGAUAAAGGCUUAGAAAAAUUGUAUAACAGAACUUCAGUUUCUAUUGAAAAACAAUCAUGUCAAGUUUUUAAAAGUUAUUUUUAUUCCCUGUAUAUUGUGCCCAGUAACUAGGCAGUCAAAUUAAUUAUUUUUAAUGAAACUACGCAGACUGUAAAGUGUGAAGUGUUUUGAAGUUUAAAAUCUGUGUAUUAUGAAAUGGAAUGACUUAAUAACAAUUGUAAUAUAUCCA